AUGUCGUUAAAUUUAUCAUCUGAUGAUGAUAAUGAUGAAAAUUGUCUUGAUCGAAAUAAUACUGAAAUUCUUACUGUACAAAAAUCUUUAAUUCAUAAACAUCCAUUAUUUCCUAUACUUACUUAUGUACUUGAACGAUGUGAACAAGCAACAUUUAAUCCAUCACUUUUAACAACAAAAGAUGAUAGUCAGACAUCAUCCUCAUCCUCAUCAUCAUCAUUUGAGCAUAAUUUAAAAAUAUUCUUAUCAAAAAAUAAUGAUAUAUUAAAUAUAACUCGAGAUAAUAAUGAUUCAGCAUCAAUAAUCGAUGAAUUUUAUAUUGAUGCAAUGCAAGUACUUCGUAUUCAUUUACUUGAAUUAGAAAAACUUAGUGAUUUAUGUGAAGAUUUUUGUCAACGUUAUAUUGCUUGUCUUAAAGUUAAAUUAAAUCCAAAUAAUUUUUUUACUGAUGAUGAAGAAGACGAUGACGAAGAAGAAGAAGAAGAACGUGAUGAUGAUAAUGAAUGUGAAAAUUUCGAAUUGCAUAAUGAUGAAGAUUUUGAAUCAACGGAAGAAAAUGAAAAUGAUUUUAUGUUUAAUCAACAACAAUUCAAUAAUAAACAUAUUUUAAAACUUCAACCCCAUAGGUAUGAUUUGUAUUGAAUAACUAAAACUAAAAUAUUUGUAAUUUCGAUUGAAUCAAAAAUAUAUCUGAUUGUUAUAGUUAUUUUUUAAAUAAUCGACACAUGAGAUUUAGUUUAAAAGUUAUUAGAAAUAUGAUAGUUUCAUAUGAGCUUUCGUUCCUGUAAUCUAAAUUGAUCCAACUAGCAGUUGGAUUUAGGUUGAAAUUAGUUGAAUCUGGUACGGAUUAAUCUUUGAAAAGUAUCACAGUCAUUUUCUCCCUGACAAACUCCACUCUCGAUGUAUAUUUUCAUGAUUAAUUCAAAAAAUCAUUUUGUCACAAAGUUAUUAGUUAAUAUUAUCUUUAAUUUACAUAGUUGAAAAGUUCAAUAAUUCUGAAAGUCUCUAAAAUAUGAAUAAAUUCUUUGAUGUCUAAGUAAACCAUUGUACCAACACAUUUCUAAAUAACUAUAAAAUUCUCAAUAAUUUUAUUUCAAAUAAUACUAAAGAAUCAAUAACAUUCAAUGUGACAGUAUUGAGAUAAAUAAUAAUCCUUUUCCGUUUCUGAUAGACACAUUCUUAGAGGAACAAAGAAAAUAAUUUUCAUUCCAACAAGUACUUUUAAAAUAAUAUAGACAUUAAUAAUCAUUUUACCUUGUAUUCUCGUUGCAGAACGUCUCUAGCAAUAGGAUAUACAAAUCAACAUUCAUAUCAUUACUUUUAUAUCGUAUGUCAAUGGAUAAUAGUUGUUGAAAAAAAGAAAUAAAAGAACACGACCAUAUUACCAUAGUUUCUUAGUAAAGUUAAAGUUAUAAUACUUGAUAUUUUACAGUUUUAUAGUAUUAUAUUGAACUAUUGAGAUUUUCAUGAUUCUAUUUUGAUAUGUAUUUUUGCUUUUCUGCCAAUAACAAAAUAACAACGAAUAGUUUCUUUCUUGACAUAAAAUAUAGAGAUUGCAAUUGAAUCAAAGUUAUACAAAUAUAUAUGAAUAGUACAAGAAUAGAUGCUUAUAGUACAAAUAAAAUUUUCAAACAAUGACAUAUAAUAUUGACAUAUCGUUCGAGUUUUUUUUUUAAAUUCAUUUUUAAAUAGUAUUUAUUGAUAAAUCAUUAUAUGCGUCAUCAAAAACUAGAUUCUCUUAUUCACAUUAGAACUCUGACAUACUAUCAAUAGUCAGAUUAUAGUCAUGAUUUUAACGGUAUUAAACUAGUAUGACACUUUAUCAAAUAAAAACUUAAAAGAAAUGAACUAUAGACAAUCCAUCUGAUGUCUAUUAAUAAAUACUUUUUAAAAAUGUAUUGGAAAAAAACCUCAAACGAUAUGUCAACACUUUGUAUGUUUAUUUAAAAAUUUUAUUUGUAUGACAACCGUCUACUCUUGUAUUAUUCGUAUAUAUUUGUAUAACUUUGUUUCAAUUGUAAACAUUUUCUCAUUGGUAAUUGAUAACAAUUUCAAAAGUUUUAUCGAAUAACUAUAUUCGAAAAAACACUAAUCUAGUAUUAAUAAAUAGAUAAAAUUUUUGAGAUCAACUUCAACUUCUUCGGAUUCAAAAAGUUGAAUCUACAUAGAACUCGAUCUGUUCCAACAGUUCUUUUAUGGAGUUCAUCGGAACUGUUGACGCUGAAUUGUCUUCAUUUUAAAUGUUACACAUCUAAUGAUAAGAUAGAAGUGUUAGAAAAAAAAAACACCAGUAAACAAUAAUCAAUGUGUUUAUUUACGGUUAUUAUUCGAUGUAUCUUUUGUUGCUUUGACUAAAGUAAAUUUUUUUUAUCUAUUGAAGUAUAAAGUUUUAAUAUGUCAUAGUUAUCCCAAUUCAACAAAUUGAUCAAUUGUGAUAGUUAAAAUUCAACGUAAUUGAUACGUAAUCCUAUAAAACAAAAUAUCUUGUUGAAAUGUUACAUUACAAAAGCUCAUAUGUAACACAAUUUUCGGAACUAAAAUAGAUGCGUUAUAAAAAUGGAUUUGAGAAUAAAUCAAUUGAUGAGAUAAUUCAAAAUAUAG
This is a messenger RNA of Rotaria sordida, 2601 nucleotides long. Lineage: Eukaryota; Metazoa; Rotifera; Eurotatoria; Philodinida; Philodinidae. The record is from the annotation of a GenBank genome assembly.